AUGCACACCGACUCGCCUACCGCCUGCAUCAUUCUGCCAUCGCAAAACCACCAACGUCGAGAGAGGACCAUGGGCCGCCGACCGAACCAGCUCAUCCUCGAGUACUUUGAGCGCGGCCCCAAGCUCGAAGAUGCAAGCAACCGCUACCAGCACACGUGCAAGUCGUGCGGCGAGCGCUUUGCCAAAGGCCGGAUCGACAGCCUCACAAGCCAUCUGCGCGCGCUGCUGCAGUUCCACGAGCUGCCUCUGCCCGACAGCAUGGCCAACGGCCACGGCCAGAUGCACACCGGCCAGAACAUGCGCCUGCCCUAUGCGCCCUCGAAGCAGCUCUCUGCCCUGGAGACGCUGGCCGAGGUGUCGCGCCAGCACCUGGACCUGUCGGGGAAGCGCGUGCAGGACAAGCACGGCCUGCUCGACGAGUUCCUCGUGCACGACGACCGACCCGAAGGCGCCCAUGAUAUGGCUGGACUGUCGCAGGGAGAUGCGCCCGCACUCCCCUCCGUGUGCCAGUUCCCAGGCCCGCUGCACCACUCGCCCACCAACUCGCCGCACAUGGGCCACAUGCCGCUGUCAGGUGCUGCAUCAAUGGCGCACAUGGCUCCCUCGCUCGUCAUGGCGGCCUCGGCAGCAAACGAGCUCAUGCCUCUGACCAACGGGCUCACUGGGGAGUCGGACAUGAGUCUGGGGUCAGGUAUCAAUGGCAUGUCGGACAAGCUGUUCCACACCCAAGGCCGCUCGCCAUGGCCACCUCUGCAGCCGAGUCCGCUCGAGUCGUUGCUGCAAGACCACGGCAAGCAUCCGUUGCUGCCAAAGGACGAGCAUUCAACCCACGACAUGUCGCAUGCACGACCCCUCGCCAUGAAUCCGAGCACCCAGGCACACUUCACCACCGACUUCAGCAUGAACCAGAAGCCACUGAAGCCCAAGGUGAGGGGGCGCUUCUCCGACUCCAGGCGCAAAGAGGUCCAGGAAGUACGGAAACGGGGCGCAUGCAUCCGGUGUCGCAUGCUGAAAAAGCCAUGCUCUGGAGAAAACCCAUGCAACACAUGUCAGAACGUCGAGAGCGCGCGGUUGUGGAAGCAGCCCUGUAUACGCACUCGAAUCGCCGAAGAGUUCAAUCUCUACAGCGCAGGCCUGCAUGGAGUUCUGGCGUACCACGUCACCAACCAGGCGAAAGGGCAGAUACGGCUUGAUCAAACACCAGGGCGCAUAGAAGCUACACACCAUCCAGAUUCCGGCAUAUUCGCGACUUUCACACCGCUGAAAUGCCAACACGCUCAAGCGUCUCAAAACGCCGACAUCGACCCCGCCAUGUUCGGCGCAAUCCCCUCGCCAGACGUCGAACUAAUCGACGGCGACGACGACAUCGGCGGAAAACUCGACCUCUACAUCAAGAAAAUCAGCCCCUACUUCUUCGACACAGAAGACUCACCUUUCAUGAAAACCACCCAACGCACAGCCUCCAGCAUGAUCCCCCCCAACAACACCAACCCCGACGGCCUCCUCCCCAAAGCCCUAGAACUAUGGACAUACACCCGCAUCCUCACCUCCCCCGACACAGCCUGGCACCUCUUCUCCAACCCCUCCCUCGCCCCGACACUCACCCCCGCCGUCCUCUCCCCACCCGACUCCCUCUCCCCACCCCGCACCCCCAUAUCCCCCUUCGCCCACCCCACCUCCCACAACCUCAUCAAAGCGCAACUCCUCGGCGCAGCCGAAAAACGCGCCGCAGCCCUAUCCCGCACACUCAUGAACGACCUGGAGCGCCGUCUGCUGCAGCGCCAACAAGCCAACCCGUUCGAAACCUUCCUCGUCGCUGUCAUCCUCCUCGCCUGCGUAGAGCGCAUGUGCUGGCUCUUCCGCACCUGGGAACUCCCCACUGAUGCUGCGACCCGCAACCCCAAAUGGCCGCUCGAUAAACCGCCAGCCUUCUUCUCGCAGCAGGGCGAGCGGUUUAGCGAUACGGUGAAUAUGCUGCUUAAGAUGCGGGGGGUGCCGCCGAAGCCUGUCCCGAGGAGUGGGGAUGGGGUGUUGGUUGUGUGGGGGGAGGAGGGGGAUGGGAAGGUUAGGGAGUGGUAUGAGGGGAUUGGCGUGUCGGGGGGGAUGCUGGAUGAGCGUGCUGCGGCGCGGUUUGUGGGUGAGGGGCCGAGGGAGUGGGAAUUGAAGUUUGUGGGGAAGAUUAUUCGUGGGGAUUGA
This is a messenger RNA of Dothidotthia symphoricarpi CBS 119687, 2196 nucleotides long. RefSeq lists its product as uncharacterized. The transcript has 2 exons. Gene Ontology annotation, biological process: regulation of DNA-templated transcription. Gene Ontology annotation, molecular function: zinc ion binding; DNA-binding transcription factor activity, RNA polymerase II-specific. The record is from RefSeq and is a predicted model, not a curated record. Bases 1 to 2196 code for a protein of 731 amino acids. Lineage: Eukaryota; Fungi; Ascomycota; Dothideomycetes; Pleosporales; Dothidotthiaceae.